GAUAACGGAGAGUCGGGAGAGUGCUUGGACCUGCGACUAACAGCGGUUAAGGGGACUACUGAAUAAAGGAGGCGGUGGCCGUGGAUGGCCAGACUGCAGCUGAGAUUGCUUCUGCUCUUCCUUCUGGCCCGGCCCCCAACCUGCCUAGGCCCAGACUAUCACUAUUUCGGAGAGCAAGGCUCCGGGGAUUCUUGGGAGAGAGAAUUGGAACCAGAAGAAUUGCCACUGGGCCCCUGGGGCCCGUGGACCUGCCAGUGUCUCCUGGGAGUUCAAGAGCGGAGUCGGGAUGUGGUAGGGGCAUCUGCAGGGCCUGUGUUCCUGGACAAGGACAGCCUCGUGCAGCGCCAGCCCUGCAGUCACAACAACUGUCCUAGCUGCUCACCAGGCCAGUGUGAUUGGAGGACCUGAGGACACACAGUGAGCAAAUACCUGAACCCAGAGAAGGAGAAAGGAAGAUAGAAAACUCAAGGAGGCUUGAGGCCUUGUAUGUGUACCUUACCAUCCCAGUUGGGUUUUGGCUCCUGAAAUUCUAGGACUCGCGACUAGGUGGCGUUCUUGUCUAUGAACUACAACUCCCAGAAAGCUACGAGGGCGAACUGCAACUUCAGGAUUGGCUUGGAAGUUUCCGGGGGCGGGGAGCCCGCCUAGACCCGCGCGCUUGCAGGAUCUCCCGGCCAGUGUCCGAGACUUGUUGGUUUGCUGCGGGCAUGGAUCUAGGGGACUUUGAGCGGGACAACACUGGCAGCUGCCGUCUGAGCUCGCCAGUGCCGGAGCUGUGCCGCACCAAGGACUGCUGCCUGGGCAUCGAUGAGGCCGGCCGGGGGCCUGUUCUGGGCCCCAUGGUCUACGGCAUCUGCUUUUGCCCCUUGUCCAAAUUGGGGGACCUGGAGGCCUUGAAGGUAGCAGACUCGAAGACCCUAUCGGAGGCGGAGAGGGAGAGACUCUUCAGGAAGCUGGAUCAGGCCCGGGACUUUGUGGGCUGGGCCUUGGACAUUCUGUCCCCAAACCUCAUCUCUACCAGCAUGCAGAGGCGGGCCAAGUAUAACCUGAACUCCCUUUCUCACGACACUGCCAUGGCCUUGGUACAGCUGGCUCUGGACGAGGGUGUGAGGGUCACUCAGGUGUUUGUGGACACAGUGGGGCCAGCUGACAAGUACCAGCAAAAACUUCAGGAGAGGUUUCCAGAUGUCAAGGUGACUGUUCGACCCAAGGCUGACUCCCUCUUCCCUGUGGUCAGCGCUGCCAGCAUUUGUGCCAAGGUUGCUCGGGACCAUGUCGUGAAGAGAUGGAAGUUUCUGGAAGACCUUGGAGACCUGAAAAUGGAUUAUGGGUCUGGCUAUCCUAAUGACCCCAAGACCAAGGAAUGGCUGAACCAGUGCUUGGACCCUGUCUUUGGCUUUCCCCAGUUCGUCCGCUUUAGCUGGAGCACUGCUCAGAUCAUCUUGGAUGGACGUGCUGUGCCCGUGCGCUGGGAAGACUCAGAGGAAGAGUCAGGAGGUCCACCAGCUGCUGGCAAGGGUUCUGGCACCCCCUCCCUUCUGUCGUAUUUUGCCCGUGCACAAGCUCCCACAGAACGACAGUCUCACCGGUUCUUCCACGAGAGGGGGUUGGAGACAGUUGCUGACCUAUAGAAAUUGUUGAGGAAGUUGGUGGAGGGCAGUGGCAGGGUCUGGCAGAGAUGGGAAGGACUGUUGCUUUGCGUCUCUCUACUCCCCUUCCUGUUAAUUCGUAAUAAAAUCUCAGGAAUAGCA
Molecule: messenger RNA, 1751 nt
Organism: Trichosurus vulpecula (common brushtail)
Lineage: Eukaryota; Metazoa; Chordata; Mammalia; Diprotodontia; Phalangeridae
Gene: RNASEH2A
Product: ribonuclease H2 subunit A
Exons: 10
Coding region: 708-1631 (307 amino acids)
Biological process (GO): mismatch repair; DNA replication, removal of RNA primer
Cellular component (GO): ribonuclease H2 complex
Molecular function (GO): RNA binding; RNA-DNA hybrid ribonuclease activity
Source: RefSeq, a predicted model, not a curated record